Penicillium lagena is the source of this 624-nucleotide messenger RNA. Its product is annotated as PMF1/NNF1 family protein. Bases 1 to 624 code for a protein of 207 amino acids. The record is from RefSeq and is a predicted model, not a curated record. Gene Ontology annotation, biological process: chromosome segregation. The transcript is spliced from 3 exons. Gene Ontology annotation, cellular component: MIS12/MIND type complex. Lineage: Eukaryota; Fungi; Ascomycota; Eurotiomycetes; Eurotiales; Aspergillaceae.
AUGGACGAUGAGAAGGAACUGACAACACGCACUCCCUCCCCCAACACAGUCUUCGACCAAGCGUUGGCGCGCACACUGCGAGCAAACUCGUACCAAAACUUUGCCAGCUGUUUCCCCACGCCGGCACGACAUGUCCCUGCCAGCCUGGAGAGUGUAUGGCGCCAACUGAACGCGAAGCUAGAGGAGAGCGCCAAGGCAGAAUUUACCGAGAUCCUGACGGAACGAGAGGCGGUUCAACAUCUGAAUGAGCUGGAUCGGUUGGUCGGGGAGGCCAGGGCGCGAAAGGAGAGCGAGGAAGGGAAUGGAGAGGGAGAAGCGACCCGAGUUGCCCCGCACACUCUCGGUGCAGAAGAUCUAUACAAGGCUCACCUGAAGCCCUAUCUACAGGAAGCGCAAGCUACGCUCAACGACAAGCUCGAGGCGACCCACACGCAGAACGCAGAGUUGGCGCAAACGGUGCAGACACAGCGUGUAGAAAUCGAGCAGCUGUUGUCCCAGCUUGAAUCAGUGAUCGGCGACCUGGAGGGCGCAGCUACUGCAGCCACGCAGUUCAGCAAGGAGCAUCACCUUCGGCAGGACGCCGUCCAGAUGGAUGAAGAGGUCAACGCUCGGCCAGACCUUUGA